AUACUUUCAAGUAUUCCAACCAUGCCAGGCCUUGGCCUAGCUACCAGUAACGCAUAUUAAGACUGGGUUUCUUCACUCCCUGAUUGCCAUCACAAUGAGUAAUUAUGAUUCACGUCACAGGGCUUUCGAAGCUUUCAAUAUGAAUUACUCUCCCGCUAACUCUAUGGACGAACAUUUCCAACGAUGUUGGGCUCAGCAGUCUUGUGGAGGAUGUCUGGACCGCCUCGACUGCAGUUGGUGCCCUUAUACAUGGUCAUGCGUGCCAAAUGAACAUACGAUUCCAUUUCUCGCACCAGCCUUUGACGCCGAAAUUUGCCCGCACCCUGAUGAAAGAUGGGAGGUGAGGACGAGGCCUCUCGGAUGCCACGUUUCAUCUAGGAUGGGGCUCACGGUUGCUGUGACUAUUGUGGCUACGUUGGCAGCUGUCCUGGUUGUCGCGGCGUCGGUGGUCUUGGUGCGGAAGAUAUGGAAAUCAGGAAAGAUGGGCUGGGGAUGGAUAUAUCGAUGGAAGUCGCCAUUCCAGCGGCAGGCCGAUAGAGGUGAUCCAGAGCGGGACCCAUUGCUAUCGACGGAGCAAGAGGAUCCAGCUGCGAAUAUCUGACAUUGGCGACAUUCUACUCAGAAAGUGUCCACCUCUCUUUAAACAAACGGACAAAUCCGCAGCCACCAAGAGAACGCAAAGCUUGUCACAAAUACGAAUGCACUGCCAGAUAAUCAGCCAGAGCUAACUGGUGGAAUUAUGGCAACCUCGUCUCCCUCUUGGAUCACCAGGCCUUCUUCGCCCUCCGUGGGAAUGUCUACAUAAUCCAGGUUGACCGUUACCAAACACGAGUCGAGUAUCUUAGCCUGCAUUCCGGGAUAUCGCGACUCCAGUUCGGAAAAGAGCUUUCCAAUAGAUAUAGGCGCAGACAGGCUCUCGUAAUCUUUGCCUGUAAAAGAGCUGGCGCUGGCAAAAUAGAGCAAGCUGAAGUGGCCGGGCGGUGACUUUGGUGCGGAUGAUGUCAUGAUAGAAAGUGUGUACCGAAAUGAAUUUAUGCGUUGAAAAGAAGC
Molecule: messenger RNA, 1050 nt
Organism: Trichoderma asperellum CBS 433.97
Lineage: Eukaryota; Fungi; Ascomycota; Sordariomycetes; Hypocreales; Hypocreaceae
Source: RefSeq, a predicted model, not a curated record